AUGGUGGGUGCAGACUUUCUUCAAGAAUGCAUAGACCAAGGUGGUCAAAUCUUGAGCAUCCGGCCGAGUUCUUAUACGGUUCGGAUUAGGAUGCCAAGUGGAGACGAGAAGGACAUUCCGAAUGGAUCUUCUAUGGGAGAAGCGACUUUGGAGAUUAGUGAAGAAGAUUUACCCGAAGUUGUCGAAUUAAAAAAGAGCAAGUUUUUGAGAGCUAUGCAAAAUGGCGGAGUUAUCACUGAAUAUCACAAGAAUAAGCGAGGAAAUUACACGUUACCUUCGAAUCAAAUUGAAAUCUACUCCAACAUCUCCCAGGAAUACUUUGAUCAAUUCAAAACUGACGAAUCAAUAGAAAAACCUCCACCAUCCACAUCCACACGUGAACAUCAUCAUAAUGAUUCAUUUGAAGAUGUUAUGAAAAAAGGUGGUCGUAUCGAAGAUUGUAUUAAAUUUCAAUCUAAUUCUGUUUUUGUCUUGAUGCCUGGGGGUAAUAUUGAACAAUUUGGAAACAUUUCUCAAGAAUUACUUGACAAAUACAAAGAGCGCAUCAAGUUGCGGCCUGAACUUGCUAGAGAUAAAAAUGCGGACCAUACACAUCGAAAGACUGAACCUUUACUUACUGAUGCACGAACACCUAAUGACCCUGACGAUGAAGAAACUCUCCGUGGUAGCAGCAGCAACUUCGGUGGUACCUCAUCAGAACCAGCACAGCCGCGUACUCCACGUACUCGUGAAGCUCCACGCGACCACACAAACUUCCUUCCAUUACGACACGGAAAAUUCACACGAUUGGAAACUAUGCUAGCUUUCACAUGUCUUCUUCUUUUAAUUCUAAUGAGCAUUUUUGCUGGUUUAUAUGCAAGUGGAGGAUGGAUUAAAAAAUCCGUAAUUCCUGAUGAUAAAGGACUUUAUAGUUACAUCAACAUACUUUAUGAAGAAAAUCAGAAACUUCUUAGAAACAUUUUAGAAGAUGAUUUUAAAUCACCUCAAGUGGCGGUAUUACCAUCUCCAUCUUCAUCGAUUGAUAAAAAAAACUUUUAUAAUCUUCAGUCGUUCUAUCAAUCAUGUAUGGACGAGGAUCGUAUCUCUCAACUUGGAGGUGCUCCUUUGGUACCACUAUUAGAUCGAUUAUUCGAGAACUUUCCUGUUGAAAAUAAAUUCUCUUUGUUUAAUAAUUUUGGUUACCAAAAUGAUAAUCUUCAACAAUCUGAUUCUCUCAAUCUACUUAAUUUGACAAAUACCUUGUCUAACUUAUCAACUAUUGGUGUGCGACCAUUACUUGAAUUCUUUGUCGAUGCUGAUGCAAAAAAUCCGAGUAAGAAUGCCUUAUAUUUAACUCAAAGUGGUCUUGUUCUACCCUCUAAAGAAUACUAUGAAGAUGUACAAGUUAUGGAAACGUAUAAGAGUGUAAUGGCUGAGUUACUAGGAAGAGCGUUAGAUAAUAGAAGUAAUUUUAUCAUUGAAAUGGGAUAUUCGACAUCCGAUAAUUUAAUGGAUGAUAUUUAUGAAUAUAGCAUAGAAAGAGUUUGGUUUAGAGGUUGGGAAGAGAUUGCUGAUAAAAUUAUAGAAUUUGAAAAGUCCUUAGCUAAAAUUUCUCUAUCACCCGAAGAAUUUUAUGAUCCUGAAGCCACUUAUAAUAUGCACACUAUAAAAUCUCUCGAAAAGCUCAGUCCAACCUUUUUUUGGUCUCAUUAUAUUAGUUCCCUUUUACCCUCAACCGUUUCAGAUCUUCCAUCAAAAAUAAUACUGACAUCAAAUCAAUAUUUUGAAAAUCUUUCACUUCUUGUAAAAAAGACCCAUCCACAAAGUUUGCAAGCUUACUUUGCUUGGCAAAUCAUUGCAAAGCAUGCUAAUAGUUUGGAUGAAAAUUUUAGAGCCCCUUUACGAAGAUUGAUGGCAAAAUUAAGAGGUGUUGAUGAAAACGUAAAGCCAAAAAGAUGGGAGGUUUGUCUUAGUUCAGUUGAUAAAGCAUUAGGUUUUAUAGCUGGAAGAUAUUAUGUUUUGAAGGCUUUUGGUGAUAUAGCAAAUAACAUGAUCACCUCUAUUAAAGAAGCAUUCGUUAAUCGUUUACAAGAUCUAGAUUGGCUUGAUGAUAAAACUCGUAAACUAGCUUUUGAAAAGGUUGAUGCCAUUAUUCAAAAAAUCGGUUAUCCUACAAAAUCUCCUAACACAUCAGAUCCAUUAUCCCUUCAAGAUUAUUAUAGAAAUGUAAAAUUUGAUCAAGAUGAUUAUUUUGGUAAUUUGUUGAGUUCUCAUUUAUGGGCAUCUGACAUACAAUGGAAAGAAGUGGAUAAACCGGUAGAUCGUGACAUUUGGUACAUGAGUCCUCAGACUGUUCGUACUGAUCCACAUUCUCCUCCAGCUUGGAGAGUCAAUGGUGUUUUACGUAAUUCGCCGAAGUUUUCUGAGGUUUUUAAAUGCAAACCAGGUUCAAAAAUGAAUCCAGUAAAAAAAUGUGCCCUAUGGUAA
Molecule: messenger RNA, 2466 nt
Organism: Racocetra fulgida
Lineage: Eukaryota; Fungi; Glomeromycota; Glomeromycetes; Diversisporales; Gigasporaceae
Source: the annotation of a GenBank genome assembly